Messenger RNA from Saccostrea cuccullata (small rock oyster), 495 nucleotides. RefSeq names its product protein lin-41-like. The coding region runs from base 1 to 495 and encodes 164 amino acids. The record is from RefSeq and is a predicted model, not a curated record. NCBI's taxonomy places the organism in Eukaryota, Metazoa, Mollusca, Bivalvia, Ostreida, Ostreidae. The transcript has a single exon.
AUGUACAACACUAAUACUAAUAGGGGCAAGGUAACACGUUAUAAUGAUGGUGGAAAACACAUACAGACAAUACAACACAGCAACACAGGUCUUGAACUUUAUGGUAUGCCUAUUUUUAUCACAGAUAACAACAAUGAAGAUGUUAUUGUGUCUGACUCGCUUCGCGGAGUAGUGGUAACAAAUCGCGGUGGAAUUCAUCGUUUCUCUUAUACAGGCCCUUCAUCAGGAGUACGCUUUUUGCCGUAUGGAAUCUGUACAGAUGCACUUGCACACAUCCUGGUGUGCGACCUUUACAGCAACACGGUACAUAUGAUUGAUAAAGAAGGCAAUUUCUUGUCAAAGAUUCUGACGAAACAAAAUGGGAUAAGUAGGCCACGGAGUUUGAGUUAUGAUUUUAAAACCCAUCUUUUAUGGGUUGGAUCGUGGGACGAUAAUGUUGUGCGUAUAUACAGAUAUAUAAAGAGGCAGGACUUACCGAUAUUAAAUUGCAAUUAG